AUGGAUAUUGCAAAAAGACCAAUCGGGAUUCGGGCCUCCGCAUCAGCACCAGUCCAAUCAAUCAGAUUUUGCGUGCGAUACAAGAUAAAUUUGCGGCGCGUGACGUUUCGUUUCCUCCUUCUUGCGUCAAUCUACCCUCGGUCUCUACGAUCUUCCCACUUUUCUUCCUGGCUGCGCCAGCUUCCUUUCCUACCCCGCCGGCACGCUCCAUUUCCAAUGACGAUAUCCUACGGCCUUGCUUCGCCCCAGAUCCUGGGUGCGCUUGAGAUCGGCAUAAUGUUCAGUCUGGUCAUGUUCGGAGUCAUCGCGCUCCAGGCAUACACGUACUUCACCCAGAACUGCAGCACCGACAGAAGAUGGCUGAAACUAUUUGUCGGCACGGUAAUGUUUUUUGAACUGUGUCACUCAGUAGCUUCGUGCCACGCGCUGUACUACUUCACCAUUGUCCUGGCGGGUGUCCCUGAGGAGCUCAAAGCGGCCAACAGUUACAGCCUGUCCAUCACCCCCGUGUUCGAAACGAUCAUCACCGCUUUGAUUCAGUGCUUCUUUGCGUUCCGCAUCCGCAUUCUCUCAGGCAGUCUGCGGCUCAGCGUUCUCUGCUGGGCACUCGCGGUAGUCCGGCUCGGCGCGGGACUCACCAUGUCGGUGGUUUGUCUCCUCGAUGUCCCUCUCGAGCCAAACAACUACUACCUCGUCGAAACGUUCGGCGGGAUUAUCACUGCUGCGCUGGUCGUGGGCGUCGUCCUCGACGUGAUCAUCACAAUCGGGCUGUGUGUCUAUAUCAGGCGGCUCUCCACCUCGCCGACGAAGAUGCCGGAUGGAAGCCAGCAGCUCGUGAGAGGAUUGAUCUCUUGGGCCAUCGAAACAGGACUCAUUACCUCUCUUACGUCCGUGACCGUGGUGAUUACUUUGGAUAACCGGUUCUCUGCAGGGAUCUGGCUAGCUCUUUACACCUUCCUAGCAAAACUAUAUUCCAACUCGCUCCUCGUCUCACUCAAUGCUCGCGCCCGUCAUCGGGAAUACGUACGAACGGGAUCAUCGGAUCCUGCUCUGUCGUGGAAUUCCGCCCAGAAACUCGAUGACGUCAAUGAGGCUACCCCAGCAGCGAUUCACCAAGAGUCAAAAGAUUGGGCUGUGUCGCUGCCCGCAGCUGCAUUCAGUCCGAGAGGACAUGAGAACCUUGAGUAUUUGACCCUCUUGUUUGUUUCACUUGUCUUCAAUUGCUUUCGACCUGACCCUCCGUCUGGAUCUCCCAGUGCUUAUAUUUACACGACAUUCAGUCUUGCUGUGCUCCACCACUCUUUAUUUUUCUCUCGUCGUCGUCCCCGUCGCCUGCCUUCUCCCCCCUUUCCUUCGUCCCCAAGAGAUUUCGAGGACCUACUGCUUUCCAGUCCCUGUCGUCUUCUGACAAGCAGAGCAAUUCCUGCUCCGAUGACGAUCUCCUACGGCCUCGCUACACCCGAAAUCCUGGGCGCGCUCGAGAUCGGGGUGAUGCUCAGUCUGGUCAUGUUCGGAGUGAUCUUACUUCAGGCGUACACCUACUUCACCCAGAACUGCAGCGCCGAUUCAAGAUGGCUUAAAAUAUUUGUCGGCGUAGUGAUGUUUCUUGAAUUGGGUCACUCGGUAGCGGCGUGCCAUGCCCUCUACUACUUCACCAUCAGCCUGGCGGGUAUGCCCGAAGAGCUGAAAGCGACCAACAGCUACACUUUGUCGGUUACCCCCGUAUUCGAAACCAUCAUCACCGCUUCGAUCCAGGUAGCAGCCGUUCUUGCAUCAUUCCUGUCUACUACUGAUGCGCGACGGCAGGGCUUCUUCGCAUUCCGCAUCUGGGUCCUGUCAGGCAGUCUCCGUGUCAGCAUCGUCUGCUGGGUGAUCGCCGCAAUCCGGCUGGCCACGGGGCUCAUGAUGUCGACUUUUUCGCUUCUCGACGUCAGCCGCGAGCCGAACAGCACUUACAUCGCUGACACGUACGGGGAUUUCUUCACUGCCGCGUUGGUUAUGGGUGUAGCGCUUGACGUGGUCAUCACCAUCGGGAUGUGUGCCUGCAUCAGGCGGCUAUAUACCACGCCGGUGGAGCUGCCCAAUGGAAGCAAGCAGGUCGUCAGAGGGUUGAUCUGUUGGGUAAUCGAAACGGGACUCAUCACCUCGUUGACAUCUUUGGCCGUGGUGAUUACUUUCCAAACCAUGAAACACAACUGGGUUUGGCUGGGUCUUUACACCGUCCUCGCCAAAUUGUAUUCCAACUCGCUCCUUGUCUCGCUGAACGCUCGGGCCCGUCAUCGAGAAUCCGUACGGACGGGAGGAUCGAAUCUUCCUCCGCCCCCAAAACUAUUCCGAAAAGACGACGGAGAUGAAAUGGCGUUCUCAACUGCGAGCCACCCAAGGUCGAAGAAUUGGGCCCCGUCGCCGCCCGAGGCUGUAUUCAGCUUCAAAGGGUAUCAGAAUGUGUGAACCAGGUCUCAGUCUGAUUUCAUGGUUCAUCUCUCCGCCGCACGAACAUGAGGUAUCUAUCCUUUUUUGCCGAAGCCGGAAUCCGGUUAUCCGACUACUAGGUACUGGACGAAAUUUUGAAUCGAUAGAGCGUGG
This is a messenger RNA of Mycena citricolor, 2586 nucleotides long. NCBI's taxonomy places the organism in Eukaryota, Fungi, Basidiomycota, Agaricomycetes, Agaricales, Mycenaceae. The record is from the annotation of a GenBank genome assembly.